CGGGGCGGGGCGGGGCGUGCUUUGCCUCUGCUCCGGCGGCGGCCUAGAGCGCUGCGACGAGCGCAUCGCUCAGUUCUCCCGCGUGUCGCCACCUUCAGCGGAACCUCCGCCUCCUCUGCUGCGCCGCCGGCUUCCUCCUCUUCAGGCUGCCGUCGACCCGCACGCCCGCCGGCUCCGUAAUGGCGACCCGCAGCCCCAGCGUCGUGAUUAGUGAUGAUGAACCAGGUUAUGACCUAGAUUUAUUCUGUAUACCUCAUCAUUACGCUGAGGAUUUGGAAAAGGUGUUUAUUCCUCAUGGACUAAUUAUGGACAGGACCGAGCGGCUUGCGCGAGAUGUGAUGAAGGAGAUGGGAGGGCAUCACAUCGUAGCCCUCUGUGUGCUCAAGGGAGGUUAUAAAUUCUUUGCUGACCUGCUGGAUUAUAUCAAAGCACUGAACAGAAAUAGUGAUGGAUCUAUUCCCAUGACUGUAGAUUUCAUCAGACUGAAGAGCUACUGUAAUGACCAGUCAACAGGGGACAUCAAAGUCAUUGGUGGAGAUGAUCUCUCAACUUUGACUGGAAAGAAUGUCUUGAUUGUUGAGGAUAUAAUUGACACUGGCAAAACAAUGCAGACCUUGCUUUCCUUGGUCAAGGAACACAAUCCAAAGAUGGUCAAGGUCGCAAGCUUGCUGGUGAAGAGGACCCCUCGAAGUGUUGGCUAUAAACCAGACUUUGUUGGAUUUGAAAUUCCCGACAAGUUUGUUGUAGGAUAUGCCCUUGACUAUAACGAAUACUUCAGGGAUUUGAAUCAUGUUUGUGUCAUUAGUGAAACUGGAAAAGCAAAAUACAAAGCCUGAGAUGAGAGUUUACGUUGAGUUCGGAAGCAUCUGGAGCCCCACUGAAAUCAUCAGUAGAAUGUUCUAGUUCUGUGGCCAGCUGCUCCAUAGAGCUUUAUUGCAUGUAUCCUCUCAGAAUUUUAUCCAUUUUGUAUUUUAGAAAUGCCCGUUGCUCCAUUCCUGAAGUCUUUAUUUGCAAUACGAGCCUAUAGACUAUCCGUUCUCUUGGCGUGGAGUGUUGUUUGACUUGUGAAUAAAAAAAAAUCUCUUAAGCUACACCACUAUCGAAUGAAAAUAUUGAAAUUGUAUCUGUAAGAAACAUUUAAAGAGAAGAUAUAUUAGUUUUUUAAUUGGUAUUUUAAUUUUUAUAUAUUCAGGAAAGAACAGAAGUGAUUGAAUAUUGUUAAUUAUAUAUCACUGUGUGUUUAAAAGAGUAAGGAGCAGUCAGUUUUCCUAUCAGCGACAGCAUCUACAGUAUUGUCUGUUGGGUAAACCAUAUGUCUUGGAAUUAUUUUACUGUUUCAGCAGGAUUGUUUUCUCCCGCUUGUUCAGCUUGUUCAGAUGAUUUCUCGGGAAUCUGUGUCAACAUUUCCUUUUAAAUACAAAUCAGUAAAUAAAUUAAAAAAAAAAACAAACAAACAAACCAAAAACCCGUUACCACGUUUUGAAUUCUUCAGUGUAAACAUCCCUACAAUAAAGGCUGUCUCUUUAAAAGAAA
Molecule: messenger RNA, 1533 nt
Organism: Mustela erminea (ermine)
Lineage: Eukaryota; Metazoa; Chordata; Mammalia; Carnivora; Mustelidae
Gene: HPRT1
Product: hypoxanthine phosphoribosyltransferase 1
Exons: 9
Coding region: 180-836 (218 amino acids)
Biological process (GO): IMP salvage; guanine salvage; hypoxanthine metabolic process
Molecular function (GO): hypoxanthine phosphoribosyltransferase activity; magnesium ion binding
Source: RefSeq, a predicted model, not a curated record